AUGGGCCGGGGGCGGCGGUCGCAGCAGCAGCUACUACCACCAUGGCUGCUGCUAGUAGCGCUGUGCGUGCACCGCGGCGGCGGCGAGCUGAGCGAUUUCGUGAGUCGCUUCGAACGCGUUCGCAUGCAGUCGUUCAGCGUGCCUCCCACCCGCAGCGUGGACGCCAUGGACGUGGCCGCCGAUGCGCAGGGUGGCUAUCGGGUCUCGUUCAUGGCCUACGGCCAGCACUUCAACCUGUCGCUGGCCGAAGACCCGCGCCAUGUGAACCGCAUCCCAGUGUUCGUGCACAACACGAGCGGCGUGUCGAAAGUUGCGUACGAGGCCGACUACAGCCUCUACAUUGGCCGCCUCGAGGACAACCCGCGGUCUGAGGUCAUGGGCUACUUCCGUGACGGUGUCUUCGACGGCGUCAUACGCACUGAGAAUAACGUCUAUUUUGUCGAGCCGGCCGACAACUUCUUCCUGGAGAAGCAGAACUACGACGCCGUCGUCUACUCCGGUAUGGAGGUCAUGGCACCCGACUGCGUCACCAUGAAAGGUGGCGUGCGCGCCUGUUUUCAGAACACGACACGCGCCGCCGUUGGCCCCUCCAAGCAGCUGCAGCGGCUCGCCGACGCAGACCUCCUGACGCGCAUGAGCGCUCAGAGAAUGCACUCAUCCUCGACUAGCGGGCCGUCCUCGGGGCUUCGUGUCUGCGGCGUCGAGCUGCUGGCCGACCACUCGUUCUUUCGAUCGCGCAACCGUAAUGUCAAUCUCGUGGUGCAGGAGAUGAUCCUGCACUUGCAUUACGCCGAUCUGGUCUUCCGUAACACCGACUUUCAGCUACCGUUCCGCGUGGGCCUCAUUCCCGAGAAGGUAACCAUCUUUGCCGAGCCCAGCAGCAAGGGCUACCCCUUGGGCCAAGAAGACCUCUCGGCCAAGGACUACCUGGCAAGCUUCUCGUUCUACGUGCAGCGACACUGCCUGGUCGUUGGCUUCUCCCACCGUCCGUUCGAAAGCAACACGCUGGGCAUCUCGUUCGUGGCCAACCCAGACCCCGAGGGCCCCGUGGGCGGAAUUUGUGAGUUGCCUAUGCGCUUCAUCGACCAGGACACCAUACAUAGCUUUAACAUCGCCUCCAUCACGACAAGCACGUCGAACCGCAAGCGGGUUCCGCAUGGAGUCUCGUUCGGAACGGUGACACACGAGAUCGGCCACAGCUUCGGCUCGCCGCAUGACCCAGCCGCCGACCCGGCGUGCCACCCUAUCGGCAAGUCGGGCUUCUACAUCAUGGUCAAGUACUCUGUGGACGGCUCCCUUCCCAACCACCGUGCCUUCUCACCGUGCUCGGUUCGCGACAUGCGUAAGGUGCUGCGCGCCAAGGGCACCUGCCUGGCCGAAGAUGGCGCGCGCUGCGGCAAUGGCAUCAUCGAGCCCGGUGAGGAGUGCGACUGUGGCUCCGAGGCCACCUGCGACACCUUAGACCCUUGCUGUUCGCCGGCGCCGUCGGCUCUGCCGCUUCACGAGACCCUGCUGCCGCCUCAGCGAGACCUACCAUGCACCGUACGACGCGCCGGUGGUUCAACUUGUUCACCGCGAUCGUCGGCCUGCUGCAGCGACCACUGCGGCGCGACGCUGCUGCGCGCCGCUUCUAACGCGUCGUGUCGACCUUUCAACGAGUGCAUGGCGUCGGGUGUGUGCGACGACAAGGGCGUGUGCCGAGCGUUGACAGCACGCGCUGACGGAUAUCCGUGCCGUGGCACCAAAAAAACUUGCCGAAACGGCAAGUGCCAGUCCACCCCCUGCCAGGACAGGGGUCUGUUGGACUGCGUGUGCGAAGACGAUGGGCACUUCGGCCACGAAGAGUGUCACAUCUGCUGCCGAAACGGCUCUCGCGGCGCCUGCCUGCCCGCCAUCGAACACGGCCUCAAGUCACUCGACGGCCGCCUGUUCGUCCAGCGUUCGGACUUCUUUUGUCAUGGCCGGCGCGGACAGUGUGACGGAUUCGGCAUGUGCAUUGUCUCGCCCAUGAUAUCGCACAGUAGCAGCAAGUCGGUGGCAUCGCUGAUCCUGCUAACACCUGCGGCCAACUUCGUGCCACUGCUUCUGCUUUUUCUGCCACCUAUUGGGUAG
Rhipicephalus microplus (southern cattle tick) is the source of this 2112-nucleotide messenger RNA. RefSeq names its product disintegrin and metalloproteinase domain-containing protein 10. Gene Ontology annotation, molecular function: metalloendopeptidase activity. Gene Ontology annotation, biological process: Notch signaling pathway; membrane protein ectodomain proteolysis. Gene Ontology annotation, cellular component: plasma membrane. NCBI's taxonomy places the organism in Eukaryota, Metazoa, Arthropoda, Arachnida, Ixodida, Ixodidae. The record is from RefSeq and is a predicted model, not a curated record.